Molecule: messenger RNA, 1437 nt
Organism: Vairimorpha ceranae
Lineage: Eukaryota; Fungi; Microsporidia; Nosematidae
Exons: 1
Coding region: 1-1437 (478 amino acids)
Source: RefSeq, a predicted model, not a curated record
AUGAACAAAAAAGGGACAACAGCUAAAAAAAGUAAUCUUAAAGCAAAUAAUCCCAUUUUAAAGUCUUCUAACUACGAUGAAAUACAAUACAUAGAUGAAUGGAUUGAUUACAUGAAAGAUUAUAGUCAAUCAAGUAGUUUGUUAUUGAGUAGUGAACACGACGAAGAAUCUUCAUUUUCGUCUAUUAUGAAUUUUUAUUUGUCAGGUGAAGAAAAAUAUCUUUUGUCUUCGGAAGAUUUAAAAUGCGAUUUAAGUCAUAGAGAAGAAAAAAGGGAAUUAAAGAUGGUAAAUUAUGAAGAAGAAAGUGAAGAUUUUGAAAGUGUAGAUCUUUGUUCUAAGGAAAAUUUGGUAGAUUCAAAUGCAAUGAAUAAUUGUAGUGAUGAGUUGGACAAAUUAAGUAUUAAUAGUGAUGAUUUCGAUAAAUUAAGUAUUUGUAGCGAAAAUUCUGAUAAACUAAGCAUUUGUAGUGAAAACACAAAUGAUCUAAAAAUUAUUAAAGAAGAAUCAGAGUCUCAGAACACAAAUUGUAAGCAAUUGACUAAUUUAGAUAAACAAAAUUCAAUUAUAUUAGAGGAUGUUGAACUUAUAAAUCUCAAUAAAUAUAAUGAAUACACUUCACCUGUACGAAUUGAAAAAAAUAUAAAACCUUUUAAAGUACAAAUAACCAGAAUAGAAACCCCAGUAAUGAUAACAAAAAAUAAACAGUCUAAACCUUUAUUGAGUCAAUAUUUUAGCGAAGACUCGUCUUCUCCUAAUAAAACAUUCGGUUUAAUUAGUGAAGCAAAAAAUCGAACAAUUCAACAAAACAAAAGAACUGAAUCAGAUGUACCGUUAAGAAAAUUUGUAAUUGAAACAGAUCAAAGUGUUAUUAACAUUAAAGAUAUUUUAAAAUUGAAUGACCUUAAAAAUCGAACUAUAAUAGGACAAAUAUUAAAGAGAAGUUCAAAAGGCUAUUAUACAGAAAAUUGGGUAUCCCUUAGAGAAACGUUUUUUACAUGUUAUAAUUCCAAACCACAUAAAAAAAGUUCUAGUUGUGUAAUGAACGAAAGAAAUGGAGAUAUUGAACAUCCAUUAGAUUCUUCUCAGUUUUUAACAAGAAAAUAUUCUAUAGAUCUUUUAUAUAGCAAGCUUUAUGUUUCAAAAAAUAGAGGAAAGUCGAGUAUAUUUUCUUGUUUUUCAGAAGCUAUUCCUGCAGAAGAAGAUCUUGUAGAUAUUACUGAUGUAGUAGUAACAAAUGUAAAAGAAUCUACCAUGGGAUACACCCUUACUCUUAAAAAAGAAGAUAGAAAUGCAGAAAUAAAUCUUAACUGUCUUAAUUUUGCUUUUAAAACUAAUGAUGGGUACAGAUUUUUUAAGGUUAAAAAUUUAACUGAAUAUUUGACUUGGAAUGUCGCAUAUAGAUUUAGAAAAAACCAGGUUUCCUUAAAUAUUGGCUGA